Trypanosoma brucei brucei TREU927 is the source of this 1749-nucleotide messenger RNA. RefSeq lists its product as hypothetical. The transcript has a single exon. Gene Ontology annotation, biological process: maintenance of protein localization in endoplasmic reticulum. The record is from RefSeq and is a predicted model, not a curated record. NCBI's taxonomy places the organism in Eukaryota, Euglenozoa, Kinetoplastea, Trypanosomatida, Trypanosomatidae. The coding region runs from base 1 to 1749 and encodes 582 amino acids. Gene Ontology annotation, cellular component: endoplasmic reticulum membrane.
AUGAAUGCACAGGGGAAGGUAUGUGUGAUUGUGCAUGGCGGCCGGUGUUACGUGUCUCUGCUUUUGGAAUCAAUCCCUUUUGAUUGUAUCACUCCUAUCCUUGCAGACAUUCAGGUGUGCAUCCUCAAAGCCACUUGUAUGACCGUCUUGUCUCUUUUUUACUCCUUUUCUCUCUUCCUGCGGCCAACACUUUUUUCCCAAAGCAUUAGAGGCUCGCGCCAGCCGGUGUUGGUUACCUGCCAAAUGCAAGCGCGGCUGCUGCGCAGUCUCUUUGGUCCGUCAGACCGGGAGCGCUGCCCCGAUGCCUCACGCCACGAAGGUAGCACCAUGUGCGGGCAACAGGACAUAGGCUUCGUUAAGCAGCUUCGGCACUUUGUUCGUAUGCCCGAUAUGUUCGUUGACAUUGAGUACUUUUUUGCCCUCACAAUACUUGGCAUGGUGGAGAAUCUUCUGUCGCUUCUGAUUCUUCCACUCAAGUUGAUCGUUAGUGUGCACCGUUUUGAGCGGCGGGAUGCAGUGGCUUUGGUGCUCAUCGUCGUAGGUGUGCUUACUUACACUCUCCUGUCGUUCAAGACCGUGGAGCUUUAUGCGUAUCUCUAUCAUGCUGUGCGUCGCACUUCUUUCAUCAAGCUCAUGAUGGUCUUCAACAUUUUGGAAGUUGCCGACAAGCUGUUGUCAGCGCUUUCGCACGAGGCGACGGAGGUGCUCACGGCGUGUGUGGGGGAUUGGCGGGGAGCCGCACAAACCUGUGGUGAGCAGUGUGAGCGCUUCGCCGCCACGUGGCUCCCUGUGCUGAGCGCUGUCGUGGCUGUGGUGAGUGUCGCUGCUCAUGCUGUUGUACUGCUGCUCUCUGUUGUAACGCUCAACGUUGCAGUUAACUCGGAAGGGAAUUUGCUUCUUACUCUCAUCGUCAGCAGCAGCUUGAGUGAACUUAAGGGGGCUGUGUACAAAAAACACAACAGGGAGUCAUUGUACUCUGUAGCGGCAGCAGACGCAAUUGAGCGCGUGAAGUUCCUUUUGUUUGUACUUGUUAUGGUUAUGCAGCACAUGCACGAACGCUUCUGUGGUCUGGAUUUUGCCGAUACACUUUUUGUACUUCUGUCGGAAGUAGCAGUGGAUUUUACGAAGCAUCUCUUCGUGGCGAAGUUCAAUGGUAUUUCUCUUAGCGUCUACCGAAGUUUCACGCAACUCACCCUUAUCGAUAUGGCUGCGGAAACGGUGCUGUGGCGACUCACGCAUAUCCGAGCCUGCUGUGUGGAUAGUGCGCUGUACGACUCUCAGGAUUUGCGCAAACUGCUGCGGCCGAGCGAUGGUUUUUUCCCCAAAUAUGUUCGACGGACGGGGUUUGUUCCGGUCCCAUACGCCGCACUCCUUCUGUGGAGUUUUUCACCUAUCGCUCACGCACUCUUUAGAAACGCUCCAUUGCUGUUGCUGCUUGUCCUUGUUGCUGUGAUGUUGUUGAAGGUGUUCAUGUCGGAGCUCAUCCACAGUGUGUCCAUGCGAUUUGUUGUGCGAUCGAUGCUCAGCGCCGAAUCUUGUGCGGGAGAAUGUCAGUACUCAAAGUGGCAAAACACUGUAGGGAGUCAACUUCAUGGCGUAUCGCCACUCGCAACUCCCCCGCGAGUACGAAAGCAACGCGGCGAGGAACCCAUGCAUGGGACUGCGAAGGUGCUUCAACUCACCUCAUUUCUAUGCUCCCUCAUGACACUCGAUCCCUUCGACCUUCAGGUGGGGAAGUUACGGCGUUAG